Mus pahari (shrew mouse) is the source of this 1692-nucleotide messenger RNA. Its product is annotated as zinc finger protein 160-like. NCBI's taxonomy places the organism in Eukaryota, Metazoa, Chordata, Mammalia, Rodentia, Muridae. The transcript is spliced from 4 exons. Gene Ontology annotation, molecular function: DNA-binding transcription factor activity, RNA polymerase II-specific; RNA polymerase II cis-regulatory region sequence-specific DNA binding. The record is from RefSeq and is a predicted model, not a curated record. Gene Ontology annotation, biological process: regulation of transcription by RNA polymerase II.
AUGCUAGAAAUUGACCACCAUUAUGUGGAAGACCAGCCUGAAAGAAGUCAUAGUGGAGAGAAACCCUAUGAAUGUAAUCAAUGUGGUAAAGCCUUUUCAUGUCACAGGAAUCUCCAACGUCAUAGAAGAAGGCAUACUGGAAAGAAACCUUAUGACUGUAAUCUAUGUGGUAAAUCCUUUGCAAGAUCCAGUAAUCUUAAAUAUCAUAAAAGAACACACACUGGAGAGAAACCUUAUGAAUGUAAUCUAUGUGAUAAAUCCUUUGCAAGACCCAGUAAUCUUCAAUAUCAUAAAAGAACACACACUGGAGAGAAACCUUAUGAAUGUAAUCUAUGUGGUGAAUCCUUUGCAAGACCCAGUAAACUUCAAUAUCAUAAAAUAACACACACUGGAGAGAAACCUUAUGAAUGUAAUCUAUGUGGCAAAGCCUUUGCAAUAUCCUGCUAUCUCCAGUAUCAUAAAAGAAUACAUACUGGAGAGAAACCCUAUAAAUGUAAUCAAUGUGAUAAAGCCUUUUCAUAUCAUAUUAGUCUCUGUAGACAUAAAAGAACACACAGUGGUGAGAAACCCUAUGAAUGUAAUCAAUGUGGUAAAGCCUUUUCAUGUCACAGUAAUCUCAAACGUCAUAGAAAAAUGCAUACUGGAAAGAAACCUUAUGAAUGUAAUCUAUGUGGUAAAACCUUUGUAAGACCCAGUAAUCUUCAAUAUCAUAAAAAUAUACAUACUGGAGAGAAACCUUAUGAAUGUAAUCAAUGUGGUAAAGCCUUUACAAGACCUAGUGAUCUCCAUUAUCAUAAAAGAACACACAGUGGAGAGAAACCUUAUGAAUGUAAUCUUUGUGGCAAAGACUUUGCAAUACCCAGUCUUCUCCAAAGUCAUAAAAGAAUACAUACGGGAGAGAAACCCUAUAAAUGUGAUCAAUGUGAUAAAGCCUUUUCAUGUCAUCGUAGUCUCCGUACACAUAAAAGAAUACACACUGGAGAGAAACCCUAUGAAUGUAAUCAAUGUAGUAAAGCCUUUACAUGUCAUCGUAGUCUCCGUAGACAUAAAAGAAUACACACUGGAGAGAAACCCUAUGAAUGUAAUCAAUGUGGUAAAGCCUUUUUAUAUCACUGUAAUCUCCAACGUCAUCGAAGAAUGCAUACUGGAGAGAAACCUUAUGAAUGUAAUCUAUGUGGUAAAUCCUUUGCAACACCCAGUAAUCUUCAGUAUCAUAAAAGUAUACAUACUGGAGAGAAACCUUAGGAAUGAAAUCAAUGUGGUAAAGCCUUUUCCUGUUAUAAUGACCUCCAUAGACAUAAAAAAAAAAAACACACACACACCGGAGAUAAACCCUAUGAAUGUAAUCAAUGUGGUAAAGCCUUUUCAAGACCCAGUCAUCUCCAUUAUCAUAAAAGAACACAUACUGUAGAGAAACCUUAUGAAUGUAAUCUUUGUGGCAAAGACUUUGCAAUACGAAGUCUUCUCCAAAAUCAUAAAAGAAUACAUACUGGAGAGAAACCCUAUAAAUGUAAUCAAUAAUGUGGUAAACCCUAUACAAGACCCAGUAAUCUUCAAUAUGAUAAAAAUAAACAUACUGGAGAGAAACCUUAUGAAUGUAAUCAAUGUGGUAAAGCCUUUUCACGUCAUAGUAAUCUCAGUCAGUCAGUGCUCCUAACCACUGAGGAGCCCUCUCUUCAACCCAACAAUUGA